AUUUCAACAGGAUACGUUACUAUCGCGGAAAAAUUUGAGGCUUGAAGCUAUACCGUAUUUCAAGGUCAGACCAGCGAACGCUCAUGAGCUGAUUGUGGCAGGUUCUUUUGAGGUGGGUUCAUAUUUCUUAGUUUAUGUCUCCAAAUCAAGUAUACAGAUAAUAAUAAUUUACAGUCUUAUUCAACAAUGAACUCAGGAUGAACUUUAGUGCCCUAUUUGCAAAUAUAAAAAAUUCAGAAUGCCCAUUGUCUCUUCUGAAGAGCUAUGUAAAUGAUGGCGUUGUCCUAAAGGACUUCAACAAAUGCGAGGAAAUUGGUUCACUCGUUUGCUUUCUCGUGUCUAAAACAUAUGGGCUUGGCCUCAAGAUACUCCUUGACUGUGGUUUGGAUAUGUCUGCUAGUCAUCACAUUACUGGAGACACACCAUUGAUCAUCCUGUGCAACGAAGGUUUAUGUGGUGCAACGAAACAACUAAUUGAUAAAUUAGAACCGGCUAGUCUAUUUCAUUCCAACGUCAUUGGAUUAACAGCUAUAACACAAUUGCUCUGUCGCGCUCACGGGGCUUGCAGCUGCUUAGAAAGUCUUCUUUCACAUCUGUGCCUUUGCAGUGCUCUUUUGCCAGUUGACCUGCGUAUGAACAGUCAUACACGCAGCAUGAGUAGUAUGGGACUUUUACAUUCAGAACCCUUAGUUGAAAAUGAUGAAGGAAGUCAGGUGUUAUUCACUGUUGAUCAGCUACUGGGACGCAUUAAGUCAGAUAAUAGUGAGCGUAUCAUCUCUGUAUUACAACUGUGGAUAAAAGCAAAUCUUCUGCGUUUAACGUACACAACUGGAGACAGUUCUAUGCAGAAUGAACAAUUAACAUGCAACACAAAUGUUUUGGGAGAAAGGCUUCUUAGACCUUUGCUGUCAUGUGUUUUUUAUUCAAACAACAUUGGAUCCAUAAUGAAUAAACUUGAAAUAUUGAUUUGUCAAUUGCUCAUCUUAGGUCAGUUACAUGGAUGCCUUUUAAUUGAUAGUAUAACUCAGUCAAAUCCAGUAGACUCGAAAAAUCAAUACUUGAAUAACAUCUUAGAAUAUAUACGAUGCCAUCUGAAUGCACCACUAAACUUAAGACUUCUAGGGAUACGUGCAAUCCGUCGAAUUUUACAGUACCGUUUUAUAUUAAUUUGCCAGAUGACUGAUAAGUAUAAUUCGCUGAUAAAUGAAAAUGCACUUUCGUUUGUAACAUGGGUUGAUCAAUUACCUUUACCAAAUAUUAUCAAACAACAUAUUCUUUUAAAUCCAAUGACCUUAAGAACUAGUUGAACAAACAACUUUGUCCUUAUUUUUUUCUUUGGUUCGUGCAUUUAUUUUCGAUUUUUUAAAACUUAUUAUUAAGUAAAGAAGGUUUUUAUGUUUUCGAUAAAAAUGCAAUAGACAUAUGUACAGAAUAAAAUUGAAAUAAAUUUAUGUUCUGGUGUU
Schistosoma intercalatum is the source of this 1463-nucleotide messenger RNA. The record is from the annotation of a GenBank genome assembly. NCBI's taxonomy places the organism in Eukaryota, Metazoa, Platyhelminthes, Trematoda, Strigeidida, Schistosomatidae.